Molecule: messenger RNA, 633 nt
Organism: Colletotrichum siamense
Lineage: Eukaryota; Fungi; Ascomycota; Sordariomycetes; Glomerellales; Glomerellaceae
Gene: iphP-1
Product: Tyrosine-protein phosphatase
Exons: 3
Coding region: 1-633 (210 amino acids)
Biological process (GO): dephosphorylation
Molecular function (GO): phosphoprotein phosphatase activity
Source: RefSeq, a predicted model, not a curated record
AUGGCAUCCGACUCCCAUUAUUCGCCGGCGCAGCUACUUGAGCACGCCCAAACUGAUGUACGACUCCCCGUAGCAGAGCCGCUUCUCUCGGCCAUUCUAUCUCGCCCCCCUUUCAUAAAUGUCGCCGGUACAUUCAAUACCAGGGACGUUGGAUUGGUUCCGGGCAGUCCUAUUCGGCAAGGUUACGUGUUUCGCUCUGGGGCUCUCGAGAAUCUUGAGGAUAUCGGCAAACAACAAAUUACAGAUCAAUUCGGCAUCAAGAAAAUAUUCGAUUUGAGAACGAGCCGUGAACGGGAAAAAUAUCCGGAACCAGAUGUUCCUGGUGUUAACAUAACGUGGAUCCCAAAUUCAUACAGCAACACCGUCGAUAUCAACGACUUUGUUAGUGGGGGUGGCGAAGAAGGCUACUGCAAGAUGUACAUGGACAUCAUGGAAACGUACGCGCCAACCAUGAAGACUGUCCUUGAACACGUCAGAGAUCGGCCACAGGAACCAUUUCUUUUUCACUGCGCGCUCGGCCGGGAUAGAACUGGCAUUCUUGCAGGCUUCCUUCUGUCCCUCGCUGGCGCCAAUGCGGAGACGAUUGCUCUGGACUACAUGAUCACCCGAAUUGGUUCGGAGCCCGUCCGUUAA